Molecule: messenger RNA, 957 nt
Organism: Ceraceosorus bombacis
Lineage: Eukaryota; Fungi; Basidiomycota; Exobasidiomycetes; Ceraceosorales; Ceraceosoraceae
Source: the annotation of a GenBank genome assembly
AUGACCAGACUGGAAAACCCACAACUACCUAGCGAGCUCAUCUUGCUAGUCCUAGAGCACCUUUGCGGAGCACGACCUAGCUUGCUCAGUCGUACAGUGGUGCGGACGCUGCGAUCUCUCUGCCUUGUCUCGCGCGAAGUGUAUGGACUUGCACAGGCCCUGCUCUACAACACACUUCGACUCUGUGACGGUCACUCGGCCGCUCUGCUCACUCGCUCGCUGCGAGCUCGGCCACACUUGAAGCAAGCCAUUCGUGCUGCGUGGUGGGGAAAAGUAGAUCCGCUCGAUCAGACCUGGCGAACGCCACCCGUUCACCAAGCAGCUUGGUACAGCAUCAGUCGCAUAGGCGGUCUACUUGUCGGUCAUCACUAUUGUACGAAGCCGGUAGGAUCUUGGUGCACUGGCGAAGAUCUGAGCACAGCGCUAGAGUGGAAUGCUAGGCUCGAAGGCAGGGCUGAUCAGCUCCGCGCUCCUUGGGCUUACCACCUUGUCGUCUGUACGCUCGAGAAUUGGAUGCCUCUUCUGCUACGCUCGGCCGAAUGGUGCACCAUCACUCAUCUCACCAUCACUCUCUAUCCGUCCCUAUGGAUCGAUCAAGAUCUCUUCGAGCACGUACUCAGGACGCUUCUGUCACAGUCGGCUCUGCCGCUGCUUCAGCAUCUCGUCUUGUUGGUGGGACACGACGGAUUCGCGGUUGGCUCAAGGGUGAGAAGGAUCGAUCGGUCAAGAGCUAUCGCAGCGGCUGCUUCCCGCAUUGCGGAUCCCCGUCUCAGAGUGCUUGGGGCGCCCACGCACUUUGGCACCGCUGGUCAGGGUCUGGCUGAGGAUGUGGAAAAGUACACUCGUAGAGGGUGGGAGGCCAGAAUCCGUGGAGAGAAGGGACCAUGGAUAGGUAUGGACAGCAUUGCCGCUUUCACACCACUUGCACAUGAGAAGCAUUGUAGCGAUUCUCCCUAG